UACUAAGCGACUGUUUCCGAGUUAUGACGACAGUGUGCGAUAGUUUUCCGCAUAAAUUAUGAUAAACAACAUGGUCGAUAAAGCUGUUGUUAGGAGAUGAAAACGUUCAUUGCUAUCCUCGAAUAUUACUUUGAAAGGCCUUACGGGAAAGAUUGAUUGGUCAAAAAAUGUGCGAGCAAUGGACGUGCGACGAUAGAAGUAAAAUAUGCUUUUACAAGGAGCUUACUCUACUAAAUACCGAGCUGUCCUUCAAAAAAGACUUGAUAAUCAAAAAGACGAAGAAAGACAACAGUUCAAUGUAAAGUUAGCAAAGACAAAAGAAUUGUCACUAGAUACUAACAGGAGGAGAAGAGCGUUGGAAGCAAGGCGAAAAAAUUAUGAAGAGGAAGAGGAAAGGAUUCGACAAAAAAUACUCGCUCAACGCAAGAAAGAAAUUCAGGAAGCCACUGAAAAAUUCCAGCGCUCAAACGUCAUAAGAAGUGGUAAAAGGACCGUAAGACAAACCAGGACCAUGCCUGCGUCAAAAACAUCUUUCAAACAUCCCUACAACCGCACUCUUUCUUCUGCUAAGUCUCCCGAUAUGGUGAAUAAAAAACCAUAUUAUCCAUCAGUUGAAGAAGUUAUGACGCUAUUAAAUGCAGAUCGUGAAAAGUUAGAUAUGAAGGUUUCUAGAAUUCCCGACAACAAAUCACACGUUUUGCAUGAAGAGGCUAUGCAGGAGAAAGUAGAUGUGGAAGCGCACGAACAUGAAAAACUUCGUAGCGAAGUUGUUGGGCGUGUUGAGCCGAAGAUAGCUUUCGAAUCGGAAGAUAUUACUGCCGGUGUACUGCCCACUACCAUUCAAGAUGGUUCUCGUUCGGAAAGCUUGUCUAGUCUGGAUAGUCUAGAUGUAUUGCCUGACAAAGAACUAGAGCAAUUUCCCGAAUCCACUGGUACUCCUCGUUGCACAAGCACUCCUCGUUCCACAAUCACUUCCGUUGGUAUCAUUCGCCAGGGAAGUAAUAAAACGAGACAAGCAACUCGUGUCACCUUUAAAGAACACGUAGAAUAUAGUGAUGGUAUGGUUGGAAAUUUGAAAGGAUUGCAAAGAUCUGAAAUGCUCAGUGAUCCGUCUUUAAUUCCUAACAAGAUGUCCUGCUUUGGUUUACCGAACGGCAACACUGAAGAAAAUGACAAGCAGUUGUUGGUGAAGGGUGAUGGUUUGGGAUCAUCCAAAGAUAGUUUAAUCCUUAAUCGUUAUUUAUCGAAUAAGACUUAUGAUACAAUGAUCCAUCCUCAGACUGUUUCCACUCAAAUGGACAGUUCACACAACAAGCUGGGAGUCGGCGUUGCCACUGAUAAAUAUUCAGGAUCCAAAACGUCAAAACAGAAUACCAAUGUUACACCUGUUUUACCUGAUACUCGUGGGGGGAAUAGUGAUGCACAAGAAUAUACAAAGGUUCCACGUGACGACAUAAACAGAACGUUGAAUCAAGAUUGCGGUGGCAACCUAAGGAAUGAGAUCUAUCAAGACGCUGAUGUUUCAAAUCUUAAAGUUGUUAUGUCUCUUCAGGGAAAUGAAUAUGGCAGUGUACCAGUAACAGCCGUCGUUGCUGGCUCACAGGAUGCAACUCCUUCGUCUUUUUCUUCAUUAAAUGCAUCAAUGUUAAAGGACAGUCUAGAAAUGCACAAUGAUGUUAUUAAAAGUACCGGCAAAGAAAUGAAGUCCUCAAAAAUUACUGUUGGAAAUAGAGACACGAAAACGACAUCUUCAUUGCAGAAUGGAAAUGCGGAGGGUGAAAUAUUUAACGAUUUAAGCCGACAGUUUGAUAUAAAACCUGAUGUUCCCCUCGUACCUGUAACAAAGACUGAUUUCCUCUCGAAGGCUUUGAGAUCCAGCUGUAGGCAGGAAGAAUCGAAUCGAACAAAUGUGUUGUUCGACAAUUUAAGAAAUCGUGAUAAAUAUGAAUCCUCUAAUGAAUAUGAAACAACGCGAAACGAACGUGAGUCGUAUGCCCAUGAGAAUAAUUACGAAAGAAUGAUAAUUUCUCCACAGAAUAGCGAGAACUAUUGCCAAAAAAUUAGCAUACCUGUGCAGAAUGCUGGGAACAAUAACCAAAGAAUCGGUGUCUCACCACAGAAUGGUGAAAACCAGCAUCAACGAAUCGGUGUCCCGGCACAAAAUGGUAAAAUGCAUGAUGAAAACAAAUGGUUUGUUGAUAGAAAGCAAGUGCAGUCCGGUCAAUCUUACGCCAGCUCCCAUGAAGAAAAGUCUAUGAAGAUUAAUGGCGGACUUCCGCCUCGCCCCACUGCAAAUUCUAAGCAGACAAAGACUGAAUCCAGGAGUCGUCAACAUAUGAGACAGCAUAGUACGGUUCGUGUGAUGGCAAACCGUAAGGCUGCUCAUAAGUCGUUAUCAAGCAACGAGAGGAAAAAUUUUGCGUUGAGAAAACCUGAUGCAGCAGAUGAGUUGUUGAAAAGUGUGCAAGAAGAUAUUGAACGUUUAAAGAUGAUUCCAUUACAACCUAAUGCUGUUGUUAAGACCAUUUCAACAACGAAGGCAGCCCUCUCUUCAAAUGGAGAAUACGAAAGGAAGUCCAGUAGUGAGACAACUGGUUCUCAACAUCAGGUACAUAAGAGAGUUGAAAACAAGAGAAAUGAUGGUGUCAGUAUCAAACGGUUUCAUGCAAAUGAUUCGGAUACCAUGAUGGAAAAUGCUAGAAGUAGGUCAAAUAUCACAAGUGUUAACGAAUCUAGGCAUCGUAGUGGAAAUUGGAUUGAUGACGAAAGUGAUCUUGCAAGUCGUAUGCCGCAACACAAUUAUGUUAAUAAACGGAACUCUAACGCGAACUGCACCGUUGGUGCGGAGCCAUCGUAUGUUGGUACUCAGAAACAGGAUAUUUCUUCAAAUAUAAGAUAUAGUAGAUUUGAUAAAAAGCAAAGAAUGAAUAGCGAAGGGCUUCGAUUUCUCGACAAAACUCCAACCGAUGAAGAAAUCAAUAAUCUGUGGGAGACAGUGCGUACAUGCUUGAAGCACGAGCAGCCUCAAAAAGCUGCUUCUGAUUCCGUAGUAAAUAAUGUACGUUAUUCUAGGUCAGAGAAUGGUUCUUUGGUUGGUAAUCAUUAUUUAAUUGAAAAUCAAGCAUGGGGUGUGAAAUCAAAGGAUGUGAGUGAUAAUGAUAGCCAAAACUCAAGACGCUCGUUGAAUGCUUCGUUUCAUCGGCAGGGGUCUUUAGAUAAUUUUCAACGCCGGGGCUCAGAUAGAUAUACGCCCCCUAGAAAAGCCUCUUUGCUUCAUUAUCGCAGUAACACGAAUGAAAGAAAGUUGAGUGCUCGGACUUUGCAUGUUGGGCGUCCUCCGAUCAAUUCACAACAGCAGUAUUUGCGUACACUGCCAUCGCCAUCGAGAAGUUCUCGAGGGCCAAUGAAAUCAAGCAGUAAGAAAACAGACGAAACUGCUCAGCUUUCUUAUGCUGAAUUUCAAGCUGUGAUGCAUGCUUCUGCCGAUAUAAAAAACCGAAAUGUGGACAGUGGCCAUCAGAUGAACGUUCGGCCAAAUAUACACCAACCAGUCAUUUUAACUCACCGUAAAGAGCCUAGCGCAUUAUCAAUAGAAGAGAAGAGACUUCUCGAGUCUCUUGAUCGAUUAAACGAGCGGUUGAAAGUUCAAGAAGCUUUUGCUGGAAAGGUUGAUAAGAUACCUAGGAACGUUGUCACGCCAUUCAAUUUUUCACAGCAAUCCAACGAUUAUAAUUUUAACGGCAGCACCAGAUCAUUUCGUGACAAGCAUCCACAUAAUUCUUCAGCAAUGCUGAACAAAAGAUAGCCAAAUCCACGAAGAUGGGAUGCUUUUUAACACCUGUUUUUUGUUGCUGUUCUCACAGAGAAAGAAUAGCAUCAUUUUCACUCGCUUUUGAAAUUGUAAUAAUAAAAAAGAAUCUAAGACUUUAAUCGAAAUGUAAUUUUAUAUCAAUUACUGUACAACCCGCCAUGCUCUGCUCAUAGAGCAUUCUUAAAAAAUGCUUGUAAAUAGAUUUAAAUGUUGUAUAACAUAAAUAUAUUUGUAUCGUUAGAAAGCAAUGUAAUUAAAGAAAUCGCAAUAAUAGUAAGCAUCUUUUAUAAAAA
Xenia sp. Carnegie-2017 is the source of this 4104-nucleotide messenger RNA. RefSeq lists its product as uncharacterized. The transcript is spliced from 6 exons. The coding region runs from base 206 to 3805 and encodes 1199 amino acids. NCBI's taxonomy places the organism in Eukaryota, Metazoa, Cnidaria, Anthozoa, Malacalcyonacea, Xeniidae. Gene Ontology annotation, biological process: cytoplasmic microtubule organization; mitotic spindle organization; non-motile cilium assembly. Gene Ontology annotation, cellular component: midbody; centrosome; ciliary base. The record is from RefSeq and is a predicted model, not a curated record.